This is a messenger RNA of Chanos chanos (milkfish), 854 nucleotides long. It is a transcript of the gene psmb5, whose product is annotated as proteasome 20S subunit beta 5. Gene Ontology annotation, molecular function: threonine-type endopeptidase activity. The record is from RefSeq and is a predicted model, not a curated record. Lineage: Eukaryota; Metazoa; Chordata; Actinopteri; Gonorynchiformes; Chanidae. The transcript is spliced from 3 exons. Gene Ontology annotation, cellular component: cytoplasm; proteasome core complex. The coding region runs from base 2 to 814 and encodes 270 amino acids.
AAUGGCGCUGUCUAGUAUCUUGCGCAGUGAGUCUGCGGAUUUUUCAAAUCACUUUGACCGGCCUUUUGCCUUUGAUUGUGGGCUAUCUCAGCCUGAGCUGGGCUUCGCUACCAACUCAGGAGACAAUCUUAACUUCGCCGUGAAACCGUUCGCUGAUGAUGUGGAUGGUCCAGAGAGGAAAAUCGAGUUUCUUCACGGAACCACCACCUUAGCAUUCAAAUUCCAACAUGGCGUUAUUGUCGCAGUGGACUCACGGGCGACAGCUGGGUCCUACAUCGCCUCUCAAACGGUGAAGAAGGUGAUUGAGAUCAACCCUUACUUGUUGGGCACCAUGGCAGGAGGAGCUGCAGACUGCAGUUUCUGGGAGCGUCUGCUGGCCAGACAGUGUCGCAUCUACGAGCUGCGUAACAAAGAGCGCAUCUCCGUAGCAGCCGCCUCCAAACUGCUGGCAAACAUGGUGUACCAGUACAAAGGCAUGGGCCUCAGUAUGGGCACAAUGGUCUGUGGUUGGGACAAACGGGGGCCAGGUUUAUAUUAUGUGGAUUCAGAGGGCAACCGUGUGUGCGGUGACCUGUUUGCGGUUGGCUCCGGCUCCAUGUACGCUUACGGCGUUUUGGACAGUGGCCUGCGGCACGACUUGACCGUCGAGGAGGCUUGUGACCUGGGCCGUCGCGCUAUCUACCAGGCCACUUAUCGUGAUGCCUACAGCGGAGGCACGGUCAACCUGUACCGCGUCCACAGCCAGGGCUGGGAGAGAGUCUCUCAGGAGGAUGUGCUGCAACUGCAUCAGGAAUACCAGAGUCAGAAAGCCUAGAGCUGGGUGGGCAGGGAUGAUGGGUGGGCAGAGAUGAUUG